CACUGUCAUCUUGACCGACUUUUGACUUUGUGAUACAAUACAUUACUCCCCCCCGACUGUGGUGCGACAUACCUUCACGACAGGCCCUCCCCUUAUUUCGACUACGACCCAUCUUGAGUGACUCGCUCUACUCUCGGAGGUAUCUUGAUCUGGGGCCUCGUCGCUGGGAGAUCGAGAAAGCAGGGAAAUAAUUCCACGGGCCUUGGUUGGCAAUGUUGGCAUCAAUUCCCCAGAUGGAGACGGUGCGAUCGCUCCCUCGGAAUCCGGAUAUGGUUGCGCGGCAUCCAUCAGCGGAGGACUUGGACGCUGCUCAGCAGCUGAUCUCGUCUGCUCAGGCUGGCCGAGAACAUCUCAUCGACCGCAACCGUGACGAUGAUGCGUCUCGCGGAUUCGAUGCGAGACAUACCACCCCUUACGACUCCGAACGACCCAUGCACGGUUCUACGAUGCCAUCUACCGAACCCGCUCUCGCAGAUAAGUCAUCGCCAAAGUCCCAGAAAGAUACUUCCUUUCUUGGACAUUCAUGCAGUAACUGUGGAACGAAGAGCACCCCGCUAUGGCGACGAUCACCGACCGGUGCGAUGAUUUGCAAUGCCUGUGGUCUCUAUUUGAAGGCUCGGAAUGUCGCUCGACCCACGAAGCGGAACCGUGUCCAAACAAGUUCUGAACCUAUCCAGCCCCAACCACCACAGCAACAGCAACCCCCGAUAGUGCCCCAACACGAGACACCCCAUUCACACAGUGAGGGAGGCUGCCACGGUUCCAAAGGAUCUUGCCCCGGUGGGGGUAACUGCAACGGCACAGGCGGCGCUGAGGGGUGUGACGGGUGCCCAGCCUACAACAACCGUGUGUACAAGUCUUCUGCCCGAGGUACUGUACCAGUGCAUGCUUGGGGUCGACCCGCCAAUCCAGAGAGCGAAAAGCCUCUGCCCAUACCGGAGUCGGACGUGCCCGGGAAAAAUGGUGCGCCGGCUGAGGGAAAUAUGCUGGUAUCGUGUCAGAAUUGUGGAACUACAGUGACCCCGCUUUGGCGACGAGACGAGAAUGGUCAUCCGAUCUGCAAUGCGUGUGGUCUAUAUUACAAGCUUCACGGGUGCUAUCGCCCCACCACAAUGAAGAAGACCAUCAUCAAGCGUCGGAAACGCGUUGUGCCGGCUCUGCGGGAACACUCCCCGACCGCCGCUACACAGUCGUCCAACGGUUCUUCUGCGUCACCAGAAGCGUCACCGGCAACACUGGCUCGCGUACACGACGAUCACUACCGAUACUACAGCGCUGAGCCGGUGGAUCAUUACCCUCCGAUGUCUGGAGAAAGGAUUUCACCAGCCGCCCCAAGGCAGUUUGGCUUCGCACCCCCGCCUGUCGAUUUUACCGGAUUUGGUUCCGGCCCCGUCUCCUUACCGCACCACCCCCCGCCACCGAGAUUGUUAGAGCCUGAUCGCAUCAAUGCCCCAAGCCACUCUCCGGUGUCUCAGUUUGGUCGGCGGUCCCUUUCGCCCAACCCAUCGGGAAAUCCGAAGAAACGGACCCUUGCAGAGACCGCGUCAUCAGCAGAAGCUAUGUCGAUUCCCACCACUCUGGAGAACGGGUCCAACCAACUUCCUCCUAUCAUGUCUUCUAUCAAUCCUACCCCUCCUGCCCGCCUCAGUUCCAUCUCCUCUCUCCUCAACCCCAACAACCACGACGAAUCGCGCCUAGACCCCUCUCUCGCUGCUCUUAGCCGUCAGCAUCACCCGCCUCACCAAGCGGCCCCGCUUGCUCCUCCGCCGUCACAGAUGUUGCCUGGUGUGUCGGAGCUUGACAGUCUCCGGGAAGAGCGCCGCUUGAAGUUGCAACGAGAGGCGGAAGAAAUGCGCGAGAUGCUGCGAGCGAAGGAGCGCGAAUUAGCUGAAUUGGGACAGCAAUAAUCAUUGAUUGAAAUGCCUGAAUAUUGUUGCUUUGUUCUACCUUACCUUUGUUCGAUCAUACACUUGGCGCAGACUUUUUCUGACGAGAUACCAUUUUCAACACGAUGAGUUUCACGGGACUUGUGCACUAUUAAGGGAAAAAAAGUUCUCUAUUUUUAUUUCGUAUAAUUUGUUUGAAGCGCUGGCGGGAUAAGCGACUACAAAAGAAAGACAAUCUGGCGGCGUGCUUUGUU
This is a messenger RNA of Aspergillus ibericus CBS 121593, 2140 nucleotides long. RefSeq names its product siderophore transcription factor SreA (gene sreA). Gene Ontology annotation, molecular function: zinc ion binding; RNA polymerase II cis-regulatory region sequence-specific DNA binding; DNA-binding transcription factor activity, RNA polymerase II-specific. NCBI's taxonomy places the organism in Eukaryota, Fungi, Ascomycota, Eurotiomycetes, Eurotiales, Aspergillaceae. The record is from RefSeq and is a predicted model, not a curated record. The transcript is spliced from 3 exons. The coding region runs from base 213 to 1907 and encodes 564 amino acids. Gene Ontology annotation, biological process: positive regulation of transcription by RNA polymerase II; negative regulation of transcription by RNA polymerase II.